UCGGGCGCGGCCUACGUGCCGCUGGACAAGGUCUACCCGACGAACCGGUUGGAGGCCAUGCUCGAGGAUUCCAAGGCGGUCGUCACGAUCACGGCGGGCGACCUCGGCGCGAAGAUCGCGGGCUUCGCCCAGUUGGACGUGGGCACGCUGGACCUGACGAAGGAGCUGCCCGUCGACGAAGACGCCGAGGACGCGUCCGAGCGCUGGUUCGGGACGCGCCUGGCCAAGUGCACCCGCGACGACGUCGCCUACUGCCUCUUCACGUCCGGCUCCACGGGCCGCCCCAAGGGCGUGCCCAUCGCCCACGGGUCGCUGACGAAUUUGCUGUUGAGCUUCGCGGCGGACAAGGUCGCGAGCGGCGGGCUGCUCGUGGACGACGCGGCGGCCAUGGGCACGCUCCUGGCGGUGACGACGGUGUGCUUCGACAUCGCCGGUCUCGAGCUCUUCCUGCCCCUGAUCGUCGGCGCGGCCGUCGCGGUCGCGCGCGAGGACGAGGCGCGCGACCCGGCGGCGCUGCGCUACCUCAUCGACGCCCUCGACGUCGACGUCCUGCAGGCGACGCCCGCGAGCUGGCGCGUGCUCGUCGACGACGGCUGGAUGGGCGACGCGAAGCUCGUCGCGCUCUGCGGCGGCGAGGCGCUGCCCGGCGACCUCGCGAACGCGCUCGCGCCCAAGGUCAAGACGCUGCUCAACGUCUACGGCCCCACGGAGGCGACGAUCUGGUCGACGCGCCACGCCGUGGCGACGGACGGCUUCUACCCCGUGGGCUGCGUCGGCGCGCCCUGCCGCAACAACUCGGCGCACGUGCUCGACGGCCACGGCGAGCUCCGGCCCGUGGGCGUGCCCGGCGAGCUCGCGCUCGGCGGCUCCGGCCUCAGCCCGGGCUACCUCCACCGGCCGGACCUGUCCGAGGGCCGCUUCGUCGCGCCCGCGGCGACGUUGGUGGAGCCGGCGUACUGGCAGCCGCCGGGCCACCCCGGCGGCUCCGUCAAACGCCUCUACCGCACGGGCGACCUCUGCGUGCGCCUCCCCUGCGGCCGCCUCGAGUGCCUCGGCCGCAUCGACUCGCAGGUCAAGAUCCGCGGG
Aureococcus anophagefferens is the source of this 1086-nucleotide messenger RNA. RefSeq lists its product as hypothetical. The record is from RefSeq and is a predicted model, not a curated record. The transcript is spliced from 2 exons. The annotation marks the transcript as partial. Lineage: Eukaryota; Pelagophyceae; Pelagomonadales; Pelagomonadaceae. Gene Ontology annotation, molecular function: phosphopantetheine binding. Gene Ontology annotation, cellular component: cytoplasm. Gene Ontology annotation, biological process: secondary metabolite biosynthetic process; amino acid activation for nonribosomal peptide biosynthetic process.